Molecule: messenger RNA, 4349 nt
Organism: Cherax quadricarinatus
Lineage: Eukaryota; Metazoa; Arthropoda; Malacostraca; Decapoda; Parastacidae
Source: RefSeq, a predicted model, not a curated record
GAUGCCUACGCUUAUUAGGGAUCGACUACCUAGUUCCCAAGAUAAAGGAGAUGUCAGACAAAUCAAAAGCUCUUAGGAUCAUCUCCGCCAUCAAUGAUAAGAUAUCGAGUCGUUACAGCAGUAGUGAUGUUGCCAGAAGGAACAGAGUUGUGAUUAAAAAAGAACAGAAAAAUAAAACUGCAAAGGUGAAGAGUAUUAAGGAAACAAAUGCAGACGAAGGAAAUGUUGAUCCUGGUGUCGCUAGUCAGGGUUCGGCUGUGUUUCAAGAGAAGUGGUUGAUGGCAACUAAGAGUUUUUCCUCUAGUGAUUCAGCUGAGGAAGACAUGAUUCCUGUUAUACCAAAAGGACGUCAGCUGCCAAGGACACCAGUAAAAACAUCAGUGGAAACAGAAGAGGAGCUACAAGUUUUAUCUGUUGACAAAGCAAGUGGAAAUUCCACCUUUAAUGUUGAAAAUAUUAGUGAGGUUACAGACUCUGAAGAAUCGUCAAAUCAUGACAUAAAAAAUCUUUUAGACCAAAGAGAAGCAAAUUACAUUCCCACUGGAAAGCAGAUACCAAGGACUCCACAUUUGCAGGAGGAAUUGCAUUCAAGUGAAGACUUGGAAAGCAAUUCUUUCGUCUGCCAUAAUGCAUUAGUGCUACCAACAAAUAAUAAUCUUACAGAAAACAGUAAUGGAAGUGAGCUGAAAGAAGAGGCUUUAGGAAAUGAAACAAACCAUGCAGUCCCAUUAAUUUCUAGAGAAGUGCUAUCACUUUCAUCAUGCAGCACUGAAAUGUCAAGACAAAAAUAUCAUUCAAAAGAAGAAUGUUCCAAAAUAGAAGCAUCACAAUAUCCAGAUUUUCAAAAUGAUCGGUUAAAUGCUGAAGUUGUUGAGCAGAUACCUGUUGCUUCCUCGACUCUUCAGAAUGAUUUACCUGAAGCUAAAAUCCUCAAACUUUUAAAUGAAACUUUUUCUCUCUCUUCCCCAGCUGUUGAAACUUGUAAUUUUAAAAUUUCUGCAGAAUAUGACAAGAUGCAAACAUCUAAUGUCACCUCAGAAUUUUAUGUGGGCCUUGGAAAUUCAAGUGAUUUUAGCAAUGAAACAGUUAAGGUAGAAAAUGAAUUUCAACAAGAUAGAACCUUCUCAGUCUUGGAAUCCCCCACUGUAUCUUGUGUGCAGUCUGUAUCACAGAUUUCAUCAGAGUUUGUUUGCUAUUCUAAAUCUUUAGAAGCAACCAAGAAACUUGUUAAUUAUUCCUUAAAUGAAAGCUCUCCCUUUGAACUUCCUGAACCUAAAAACAAAAUGAUUGCAAUAACACAGAGAGAUGGAUCAACAGGGAAAAAUGAUAAUUCAGUGAUCUCUGAUCUUUUAAAAUACACCAUGUCAAAAGAUAAAGGAAAUGAAGCUGCUGAAAAAUUAUCAGUUUCACUGAAUGAAGAUCAAUCAGAACUCAAAGAAAAUGUUGAUGCAAGCUACUUAAGUCAUGAAAGUAGUCCAUAUGGAGCCUGUCUUCUUACACCACCAGUUGGCUUCAGUGAUGAUGAUAAAACUUGUUCAGGUAUGCCAAAGAAACUGUUGAGCAAGACACAUGGUACUGACCAUCAUGCGCAAGAUGAAUGUACCCAUUCAUAUUUGGACAUCCCUAGUGAUAAUACAUCAGUACAGCCAUUUGUGGCACAGGUACUUUGUGAUUCUCUGGAGCACAGUUUUCCAAAAUUAUCAUUAGGAUUAGACGAAUAUGAGACAGAAAAUGAUGAAUCUCGAGUAAUUCAUUCUGCACAAAGUCCUGUUUCUCCACAUAAUGCUGCAAAUAAAAAUGAAACUUUCACUCAAAGUGAAACUUCAGAAGCCACUCUGAGUGAAAUAUUGCAAAGUUGGAAAGAUACUGAGGUUAACUGUGAUAAGAAUCUUGGUAUUUUUCAACUGCAAUCUAAAAUUAAGAAGAGAGAACAUAACAUGAAAGAUUCACAGGUCAGAGAAGAUUCCUUGAUUAUGGAUAAGGAUUCUACUCUAGUAGCUACUGCUAAUUCAGUUAAGGAAGUGGAAUUUAAUGACUCCUUUGAUAUUUUCCCUAUAAAAAAAGGAAAGAGAAUAGCUAAAAAUGUUAAAGAAACUAAAAUUUCCUCGUUGGGUAUGGAAGGUACCUCAGAAAAUGCCACAAGAGAUGAAGAGGAUUUGAAAUGUAUUAAAAAAAGACUGGGUACACUUCGGAAGGAAGGAAAAAUAAAAUCAAGUAAUAGCUUGAGGAAGAACACACGAAAUUCGCAAGCUGUUACACAAGAUGAGCCAGCAAGUCUCUUGGAUGAAACUUACUUAGUAAAGAAAGAUGAAGUUCUUAAUGAGAAGAAAAUUAUGGAAAAUGACAGACCUGUUAACAAGAAAGAUAACCAGCAAAUUCUGAGGAAAGACAAACCAAAGCUGAUUAGAGAUGAAGUAUUCUUGAAGGAUAACAAAGAUGAAGGUUUAAAAAUAACCAGAAAUAUUCAUGCUGACUCUAAAGAAAAUGAAAAUAAUUCUAGAAAACUUAAAUCUUCAGAAAAUAAGACAAAACAGCAUAAUGGCAGUAAAAGAAUUAAAAGAUCAUGUAAACAAGAUGUCACUAAGAGUCCUGAGCAUACAGACAUAAGCUAUCAUUCACCAAAAUUUAAGACAAGACCAACAAGAAAAACUAAAAAAGACUCUACAAAAGAUAUACUGUUAAACAAAGAUUCAAAUAAAUAUACAAAUGAUAAUGAAUCUGAAAGUUGUGAGAGAUCAUUAGCCAAAAUUAUUGAUCUCAAUGAAAACUUUAAAAAACCAAUUUCAGCUAGAAGCAUUACAGCAAAACAUACUAAAAACGUAUGCUUUACCAACACAGCCUCUACUGUGGAGGAAGAAUGGGGUAGGAUCUUUGACACUAAGGAAAGUAAGCCAAAAGCUGUAGCAGGGAAAAAUUAUCUGUCAGAAUUGGAUGUUAGCGACCCUGACGACGGCUUAAAUUCUUUUGAUGAAAAAGGAAAAAAUGGCAGAAAAGAAGUAGAUACUCACAAGAAAAUUCACUCUGAUGAAAGUAUGCCUGUACCUGUUAUUGACAGUAACCAUAAAAUAUCUUCAAUAAUGGCACCAUUAAAUAUAGGAACAGAAAGUCCAGAUCAAGGUGAGGAAAGUAAAUAUGCAGAGGAGACUGGAGACAAAAAAUCGUUAAGUCAGAUUAGCACAGUUAAGGUGCAAAAUAUAAUAAACCCUGCUGAACAGAUUACUAUGUCAAAUAAAGACAUGAAAAAGAGAAAAGCUGCUUCUAAACAGUUAAUAACUACUCCCAGUUCCAUUCUAGAUGAUGAAGUUUGUGCAGAUCUUCAAUCAUUAAAUUUGCAUUCAUGUGAAACAGUAAGACCACAAGCAACUGGAAGAGAGUAUUCAAAAACUCAAUUUGCUGAAAGUUCUAGCACGUUGAGCAUUAAACAAAAAAAGAAGCAUGUUGACUCGGAACAAUUGCCUGAAUGUUCAAGUACUCGACCACCAAAUGAAAUUGACUCGCAGUUCCAAGCAUUAUCACUUCAACCAAAUGACAAAUCAAAUACAGAUUCAGUUUUAAAUGAUUCUUCUCCUCCAACAAAUAAAAUGACUAAAACAAAAAUUAUAAGAGAGAGGGAAAAUAAAAUAGGGUUAUGCAGGAACAAAUCCUCCAUAUCAGAGAAGAAAGUAGUUCAAGAGAUCAUCUCUACUAAUCAUGAUCCAGAUACAGAUGAAAAAAUCAACAAUAAACAAAGGGCACGUAGAACACAGGCAUCCACAAGUGGAAGAAAUAAACAAAUUAAAAGCUUGGAAAAGGAAAAUGUACCUCAUGACAGUUUAAAUUCAAGAGCAGGUACCGCACAAGACAAAGAUAAAAAGGCUAAAAUAUGUAGAACAAAAAAUGUAGAUGAGAAUAAAAAGAGCAUAAGUGACGAAAGUUUUCUAGAAAAUUCUUAUGGAAACUCUGGCCCCACAAGAGCUCCAUUGAGUCGCAGAUGUAAAAAUAAGGCAUUAACGGCUAUUUCCGAGAUCUAUAAAGAUUCGGAUGAUUUCUCAUAAAAUUUAAAUGUGUAAAAAAAACUGAUGUGCAGUUAUUAUUUUGAGGUUUAAUGUAAUGUUAUGUAAGAAAUUACUUCAUUAUAUUGUAAUAUUUAUAUUUUCUUAUUUGGUUGUACACUCCAAAAGCAAUAAAUUUUGUAGGAAAGGCACAGUGAGCCCUACAGAUGUACGUACGUACUAAGAAUAUGCUGAUUUUAGGUAGUCAUUGCUUUUAUUAAAGAAAGAUUGCUUGAAUAAUUUAAAACUUCAAUAUUUUGCUGUGCACAUUUUUGUAUUUGCUGUGAUGAAUAACCUUUAAUUAAAAACUAACUACAU